Messenger RNA from Rotaria sordida, 1179 nucleotides. The record is from the annotation of a GenBank genome assembly. Lineage: Eukaryota; Metazoa; Rotifera; Eurotatoria; Philodinida; Philodinidae.
AUGCACACCGUUUUUCGAAUUGAUGAAGUUCGAAAACUGGACAAGAAAAGUCCACUUUAUCAAGUGGACCUCAAACUUACGUCUGAUGAUGAUCAACAACUUCGCCAAUUAACCGACCGUAUACGAGAAGAAUCUUCAGGUAGCACUGGAUGGUAUCGAAUGGGUCAAUUGCUGCUCAAAAUUGGUCAAUUUGACAAGGCCGAAGAAUUGUACAUGGCACUACUAGAACAAGCAUCUGAUGACAGCGAUAGAGCACAUAUCUAUCAUAUGCGUGGAAUGAUGAAAAAUAACAAAGGGCAAUAUACAGAAGCAGCUUCAUUUUAUGAAAUGUCUCUUAAAAUUAAACAAAAAACUCUUCCAGAAGAUCAUCCUUCAUUAGCUCCUACAUAUAGCAACAUCGGUUUGGUGUAUAACAACAUGGGUGACUACUCGAAAGCACUUGAAUUUUACGAAAAAUCACAUAACAUAAAAGAAAAAGCUCUGCCUUCGAAUCAUCCCGAUUUGGCUACUUCCUACGCUUGCAUCGGUCUAGUGUAUAACAACAUGGGUGACUACUCGAAAGCACUUGAAUUUAACGAAAAAGCACUUAAAAUAAGAGAAAAAGCUCUGCCUCCGAAUCAUCCCUCAUUGGCUACUUCCUACGGCAACAUCGGUGGAGUGUAUCACAACAUGGGUGACUACUCGAAAGCACUUGAAUUUUACGAAAAAGAUCUCGAAAUCACGAAAAAAGCUCUGCCUCCGAAUCAUCCCUCACUGGCUGCUUCUUACAACAACAUUGGUGUAGUGUAUGACAGCAUGGAUGACUACUCAAAAGCACUUGAAUUUUACGAAAAAGCACAUCAAAUCUUCGAAAAAGCUCUGCCUCCGAAUCAUCCCUCAUUGGCUACUUCCUACAACAACAUCGGUUUCGUGUAUGACAACAUGGGUGACUACUCAAAAGCACUUGAAUUUUACGAAAAAUCACUUAAAAUCAGAGAAAAAGCUCUGCCUCCGAAUCAUCCCGAAUUGGCUACUUCCUACAACAACAUCGGUACGGCGUAUUCCGGCAAAGAAGACUACUCAAAAGCACUCUCAUUCUUAGAAAAGGCACUUUCUAUCUUGCAAAAAUCACUUCCACCUAGCCAUCCUUAUAUUAUAAUGGCCACAAACUCAAUUGACAAUGUAAAAAAGAAAAUGUAA